Protopterus annectens (West African lungfish) is the source of this 7675-nucleotide messenger RNA. Its product is annotated as cerebellin-1-like. The record is from RefSeq and is a predicted model, not a curated record. Gene Ontology annotation, cellular component: synaptic cleft; glutamatergic synapse. Lineage: Eukaryota; Metazoa; Chordata; Ceratodontiformes; Protopteridae. Bases 1703 to 2293 code for a protein of 196 amino acids. The transcript has 4 exons. Gene Ontology annotation, molecular function: protein binding.
GUGAAGAGGAAGGUAGCUGUGUUUGUCUAUGUGCUUGCGCGUGUGCAGUAUCUGCGUGUAUGCUGGGAGUGAGAGCUAGGAGUUAGAACCACUAAAGCAAUCAGACAGAAAGCCGGGGUUGAACAACUUCAGAAAAGCUAAACCCAGAUCUUGAAGAUGAAAAGGAGUGUUCCCUAGCAAAUGUUUCUCUUCAGAGUGCCAAAAUAAGAACGUUCCACUUAAAGUGCUGGCAAGGAUGAACUUCCUGUGGUCGGGUUCUGCUGCAUCCAUGUGACAUAAAGUAACAUUAAAACCACACAAACUUCUGUUUGCAUCUUGGUUUGGUCAACAUAUAUUUAAUGAAAGGAAAUAUAAAAUUAAAAGGUCUUCAGAGCAGAAAAAAAAUUGUACUUGGAGUACUUGGAUCAAGAUUAUUUAUAACAGUGUGCAACAGAGCAUUUAACAUUCUAAAAAUGUUAUAAAGGUCAGGUGCAUUCACUUUGUCAUUCUUACACCUGGAGUACUACUUCCUCACUGACCAUAUCAAAGGAAAAUAUACUGUCUCCACCAAUGAAAUUUUACAGAAUUAUUGGAUUAUUGCUGUUUGUGUGGCCACCACAGUGACCCUAUUUGAGGACAUCAUCUAUCAUUGGUCCAAAAAUAAAAUACACUUUUCAUUGUUCUCUUGGAAAAUUCCAUAAUCCAAAAAAAAAUCACAAACAAAUUUUUUUGCUUUCUGAUGGACAUUAGUUUGUAGCUGAAGCAGUGUCAGCAAAGGGAUAUUAAAGUUUGUUAGAUACUCAGAAGAAUGUAUUUGAUUUAUACGGUCUUGUACGAUAUAAACAAUUAUGUUUCAAUAGUAUAGUUAAUGAGUUAUUUCUGGUUGUCUUGUUUAUUACAGCAUAUAUAUUGUGAGAACUGUUUGCCAGAAGUGGUGUAGUUACUGCCCUGGAAAUUGUUCAUCUUCAGAUGUUGCCAUGGCAACCAAUCAUAGACAAUAAAAAGCAAACAACUGCAUCAAGACCAUUUUCUUAAAUUCUAACUUGAAGCGCAGUAACUGAUUGCACAAACUAUUCCUCUCAGUACCAGAACAAGACAAAGCCCUCCAGUAACAGCAAAAAAGUUUUUUGCAUUACAGAUGAAAUUUAAUACACUAUCCAGCAUCAUCUUGACUUUUAAGAAGAAAACCUUACUUGGAAGGCACUGAAAUAUUACCAUAGUAUAGCAGUGGAAAGUGUCAGUUUCACUUUUUGAUAAACAGGUGACAUAAUAUUUCAGAGGACACUUUGGAACAAAAUAAGGAAUGAAUCAAAUCGGUUUAGUACCAGUGGGAAAUAGCUCUAUUAAAUUAUUAAAAAUGACAUAAGAUAAAUUUAUGAUAUGUGUGAUUUUUUCUCCUUAGCCUCAUCCACUUAACAUUAAGUUGAAGCUACAAAACGUUUCUUCCUACAGAUGGCAAACUGGUAUAAGUAUUACCCAUGAGCCACUGCUGUAACGUGCUACACAUAUACAUUUCUUCACUGAACAAAGAAUAAGAAAAUACAUAGACUGCGCACUAAAACCGUUGGUUGAGUUGCUUGAUUCUGCUUAUACGUUUCACAGUUCUAAAGACUUGAGUUUGUAGAUAAGAAUUAUCUAGGACUGGAUUGCAACAAACAAUUGUGGUAAAGAGGUUUCCCUGCCACGGACCGUAUCACAGUAUCAAACACGAGUGGUUUCCAUCAUGUCGUCCUUCAUUGCCACAGCAGUGACUUUGGUGGCACUAUUCUGCCUGUUGCUGAGUGAGGCUGCAGCCCAAAAUGAGACAGACCCCAUAAUUCUGGAAGGGAAAUGUUUAGUGGUGUGCGACUCCAACCCAACUACAGAGCCAACGAGUAAUGCUCUGGGCAUGUCAGUGAGAUCCGGUAGUGGGAAGGUUGCAUUCUCAGCAAUUCGAAAUACUAAUCAUGAACCUUCAGAAAUGAGUAACAGGACGAUGACAAUAUAUUUUGAUCAGAUCCUGGUUAACAUUGGAAACAACUUUGAUGUGGAAAGAAGUAUAUUUACAGCACCUCGCAAGGGAAUCUACAGCUUUAAUUUCCAUGUAGUGAAGGUGUACAAUCGGCAGACUAUCCAGGUGAGCUUAGUUCUGAAUGGGUGGUCAGUCAUCUCAGCUUUUGCUGGAGACCAGGAUGUGACCAGAGAAGCUGCCACUAAUGCUGUACUAAUCCAGAUGGAGAAAGGAGACCGAGUAUACUUAAAGCUGGAGCGAGGUAACCUCAUGGGAGGCUGGAAAUUCUCAACUUUCUCUGGAUUUCUGGUCUUUCCUCUUUAAAUGAAAAAUAUUUGGUGGAAUCCAAUGCCUCUAAGACAGUCCCACUCCCUUGCAAAAAUCUUGUAAAAUACAUAAUAACUUCCUUCAUGCCUUCAUUGAAAAAAGACACUUGCAGCCAAAAAGGACUAACAAUCAGACAGCUUCUCCCUCAUGACUACAGGCCUUGCAGAGGAAUGGAAAAUUGAAAUGUUAGUAAUGUCUUAACCAGAAAUCAUCUACAGAGGAAUGCAAAAUUGAAAUCUAUUAGUAAUGUCUUGACCAGAAAUCAUCUAUUGCACUUGUGAAUAAUAUGUUUCAUCAAGAAGGCUGAUGUAAUCUACAAUGAACUGGUUUCUGUCGUAAGUGCUGAGUGCUCCCAACCUUAACCAGGCCUGCCAUUUUAAGAUAUCACCAAUGGAGCUUGAAAAUCAAUAGCUGUGACAGGAUUAGGAUUCUUGACCAAGACAGGAUGUUUAUGAGGUGCACAAGUCAAUACAUUUUGUGUGCUAUACUCGUCACUAAUGGAACCAGCCAGAGUUUGCUUACUAACUCUACUUGUUUUGAUCCCAUUAGUGAGACAACAUUUCUUCUAUGAGCAAACAGCACAUUUUUAGACAAAUAUAAUCAUGUUUUUCUGACAAGUGAGGUAUCUGUCUCUCCAAUAUGAUUAUUCACCUGUUGCUGCCUGCAGAGCAAUGGAGAAAUCAGUCUUCAUUUUCUGAUUAUGGUUUUGGUAAAACAAAAUGAGUUUAUCCAGGGGCAACAGUUGCAGACGUGCUAAGUCUCAAAACAUAUUUUCAUCUCUGAUUUUCUUGUGUGGAUGUAGAGUAAGGUUUAUCCUAAAGAAAGUGUAUAUUACUGAAACUAACAACGGAUUUGUCUUUGGGAAUAAGCAGGAACCUAUUUGUUACCAAUAUAUUUCUGGUUCACUGCAAAGCUGUUCUGCAGAAAAGGUAGUAAAGGGCCAGUUUCAGUAUUAGUCUUCUGCUAACAAAGACAGCAGGGUUAUAUCUUAAUUCUAGUGGUAUAGAAGAAUGAUUUCAGGCAGGAGGUCAUGAAAUUGUUACAUUGUUCCCACCAGAGGAAUGUUGGUAAAAUGAAUAAUACCCAGAGAACAUUCUAAAUAUACAUAAACUGAGAUAAAGUUGAAUUGGCUGUAUGGUUUUAUAUUUUGCUCUCAAGGUGCUGUCUCUUUCCCCUCAAUAGAUAAAUAAAUAAACAAAUCUCUGAAUCCUCAGAAUGGGAGAGAGCCAUAGUCUGCUGGCUAAAACUGUGGGUAGUCCCUCGUAAUUCCAGAAUAAAAUAAUCAGCUGUAUGGAAUUUAGCAGAUUACAGGAGCCUAUGCUUGUGGAAUUGCCUACCACCUUAUAAAAAUUGAGAGCGUCUACUACCUUAGUAGCAUGAUCCUAGCUCUAAACUUGAAUAAUCACGACUUAACCAUCUUUUUAUAGUUACAGUAUUACAAUGUUUGCUAUUAUGUGGCAUCAAAGAGGUCACCACUAAUGCAGAAGCCUUGGGAGUGUAUUACAAAAAGUCUGCUGUAGACUGGUAUUUAACGUUUACUUGAACUGUCAAACUCAAGCUAAGUUAUAUUACACAUUUUCAUGGGUAACCCAUGAUGUUUGAUUUGCCCAACUGACUUGCCCUGAGUCAUAUAUUCUGUAAGCAGAGGCUAAUGGAAUCAAGCCCACAUUUGCAGACUCUAGCUCAUGUAAAACAUUUCUGUUACUCACUGGGUUACUGCUAGCCAGCUUCUUCUCUUGGGAGGGGUGGACAAAGAGUAUCUUGUGUGCCUCUCUACCAGAACACAAGCCUAUGCACUCAGCUGCUUUGCAGAAACAUGAGUGACAGAAGGCCUAUCUUUCACAGAUGGCCUUCUGCCUUAACUGUAUCAGAAUGCUUCAGAGAACAUCUAACAGAAAUGUUGUAGCUGUAUAUAACUAUGUAACAGCAUUACAACAUUACACUGCAAUUGUUUAUGUAUUAAUCUUACCAACACUGAUUUUUUUAACCAGGAAAUAAGUGUCGAAGCGAUUCAGUUAUGGAGGUUUCUGGAAGGAAAGAAUACUUUUGUUAUUUAUGUACCUCUGCUUGUUUUAAGACUCACUCUACUAAUUUAUCACACAAGAUAAUCUUGUGGAGUAGAUGAAAGCAAGAACGUUCUUCAUGUAAGGACUGGAAGAAUCACAGAAUGGUCCUGGUGUCCUAAAGGUUCUCCCAAAUGAGUUAUAUAUAUACAGCAUUAUUUCUGUUACAUUUAGCAGGAAAAUGUAAAAAUAAACCAGCUUUAUCAGUCCCUUAUUUAUUAAAUGGUCUGUUAGCCUUGGAACAGUGGUAUGAAAUUAGCUUAGAAUUUUAUUAGGCACACUUAGACAAGGGGCACCGAGGCUGAACUACACACUGUGAAUUGAGAUAACUGGGUACAUCUUCACCAGACCUGAAACAGAAAUGUAGCUAACAUAUCAUCAAUACACAUUUCAGAUGGGAGCCUUUUUAAUAACCACUGUCUUGGAAAAAGUUUAAAACAAAAUGUACAUUCAUAUUAUGAUUCAAACAAACAAAAAUAUUCUACUAAUACAGCAGAGUGUGCUGCCCCACAAUGCUCGUCUCCCCAUUUCAUUUCCUGUCUGAGAGACCUUCAGCGUGCAGUAAACAUGCUGUCCUUGUGCUCAUUGUGUCUAAAGCUUUUUUUCCUGGGGUUCCUAGUUACUUCUCACAUCUCCAAAGAUAUACGGGAGAUGAACUGUGAUACUCCAGAUGGCUAGUAAGUAUGCCUGAGUGUCUGUGGGUCAGAGCUGUAACAAAGGUAUUUGGCAUCCUGAACAACAUAACCAUUUGGUACCCUUCUGUUGUCUAAGGGAAUCAUGAUUGCAUAAUGACAGCUUGUAACUUGCCAAACCUUUUAAAGAAUAAUUUAACAGUUUACAGACUGUCAUUAAGUGGCUGGUUAUAAGCAGCUUAUAAACUGUUAAAGUAGUUUCUACCUUUAAAAUAAUGUUUUGACAGACAGUUGUAUUCAGUAAUUCCAGUUUUUCUUAAAGGAUGUGUCCCCUAAAGGUCAGUGUUGGAGACAGGUGCCCCAUUUGUUAUGUCUACCUUAUAGCACUGGUGUAUGUGUAUUCAGUGAUUCAACCUUUUUCUUAAAGGAUGUGUCCCCUAAAAGUCAGUGUUGAAGGCAGGUGCCCCAUUUGUUACAUCUACCUUAUAGCACUGGUGUAUGUAUAUUCAGUGAUGACUGGUAUCCUGUCUACUGAUGCCUGCUGCAAUAGGCUGUGGCUCCUAACAGACCUGCAUAGACUAAAGCAAGUAUUGGAGAACAAAUAAAUGAAUGAAUGGAAUAUUCUACUCUUUACUUAAGAAGUGAACCAUAUACAUUUUGUAGGAGGCUUCAGAAUUCCAUCAGCUACUUAUGUCUGCUUGACUGCUGAAACCAAGAUUAGAACAGCAAAUUACAGCUAAACAGAUAUGGAAGGAUCAGUUUUUAAGCCUCACUGUGUUUGCGAUCUGUUUUAUAAUCUUUCCAACACCACUUCACAAUUAUUCCAAUAUGUUUUAUUCUGCCCCACAAUUGUUCUAGCAUCUCUGACCUCACUUCAGCUUCAUUCUCUCUUCUAGACCCUGUGUCAGAAUCAUUCUAACAUCUAUGACUGCAUCUCAUAACCCAAUCAAAAAAUUGUAUUUCUAGUUCUACCUCACAACUGUUUCAAUAUCUCUGAUCUGCAACACUCUAAUGAGAGCAUUCAGAUAACUGAGGGCUGUACAAUAAAACUGACUUAGACAGCAGGCCCUCAGUUUUACCAGUUCAUAUACCAAAAGAAAACAUUCUCCUGGCAACUUAAUAUUUUAAUUUUGGAUAUAUUGUAUUUAAUAAAUAUUAUAGCCUUUUUGUGUUGGCUUGUAGGCAUGGGCUGGUGCAACACCUUGCGUCAGCUGCAGGACACAGUCUUAUGCAAAUUAACAGCUAUACAAUCUUCUUCCUAGAUAACAGCAGCAACAAACACUUGGGGGUGAGCACAACUGAAACAGUUUUAUAAAGAUCUCCAUUGCUGAUUUACUGUUAUUUAUUAUCACAGUCAAAAGAGUAUAUUAAAGGACUGCAGCAAUACUGGGGACUUCAAAGUCUUUGCUGUCGUUAUGUUCCCCCUACUAUGUUUUAGCUCUUCCAUUUUCAAAGAAGAAAUUGCAAAGUUAAACACUUCCUGAAAUCCUGCAGCAUUUAGAUUGCUAAUACAUUUCACAAAUUAAAACAGUAGUGUAGAAUACGGUAUGAAUUUUUAAAUAUAUUUUUGCAAUAUAUCAAUAUAAAUUGUUUUUGCUUUGUCUAAUAAUGUAAUUAUCAGUCAUUUAGGUACAUCUUUUAUGGCAAACCUUAUUGAAAAAAUACCAUAACUUUUCCCAUCAUGAGAACAUAAAAAACAGAUUUCCUUGCAAAGAAGGGAACUUACACCCAGGUCCUACAAACUACCUGAAGCGACUCCUAUACUGGUGCAUUACUGUGACUCACUUGAAUUUUUAGAUUUGCCUAAAGCCAAGUACAGAAUAAAAUCUCACUGUUGUUUGGCAGCUGCAUGCCACAGAUUGACACGUGUGGCUGCAUUCUUCACAGUUCAUCUCAAUGUUGUUUGGAAGCUACAUGCCACAGAUUAACAUGAGUGGCUGCAUUCUUAACAGCUCAUCUCACUGUUGUUUGGCACACAGAUUGACACGAGUGGCUGCAUUCUCCACAACUCAUCUCAUUGUUGUUUAGCACACAGAUUGACAUGAGUGGCUGCAUUCUUCGCAGAUCAUCUCACUGUUGUUUGGCAGCUGCAUGCCACAGAUUGACAUGAGUGACUGCAUUCUUCACAGCUCAUCUCACUGUUGUUUGGCAGCUGCAUGCCACAGAUUGAUACGAGUGGCUGCAUUCUUCACAGCUCAGUUAUUCCUAUCUGUGCUUUUUGACUAACUGGGAGACUGAGAACAGGAACAAUCUGACAGCACCAGGCUAUAACUUGGGGGGGGUAGUGGCAUGCUAUGGAAAAUAGGCAGCUUCAGAAUGUUUUGCAGACUUCCUCAUAUAGAAUAAAUGCAAAGAUUAUUUGUUGAGCAAUCAUUCAGCAUAAUAUGACACAAACACAGACCCUAACACAAAAAAACAAACUUGAUUGCCUGUGCUGUUUUUAUGCCCCACUUAGUCAGUAUAUGUUGCUAAAGACCCAUGUCUUAUUCAAUCACAAUAUACCAAUCUUCCUUCACGUUCAUAUUCAGACUGAUAUCUUUGUACUGGUUCUUCUUUUUAUCAGACCCUUACAAAAAAUAGAAAAAGGUAUCUUUUUUCUUCACAGAUGAGUCUCUGUCUUUAUACCAUCACACUAGGUGUGUGUGUGUGUGUGUGUGUGUGUGUGUGUGUGUGUGUGUGUGUGU